This is a messenger RNA of Apis laboriosa (Himalayan honeybee), 6255 nucleotides long. RefSeq names its product leukocyte tyrosine kinase receptor (gene Alk). The transcript is spliced from 26 exons. Bases 692 to 5155 code for a protein of 1487 amino acids. Lineage: Eukaryota; Metazoa; Arthropoda; Insecta; Hymenoptera; Apidae. Gene Ontology annotation, molecular function: ATP binding; protein binding; transmembrane receptor protein tyrosine kinase activity. Gene Ontology annotation, biological process: cell surface receptor protein tyrosine kinase signaling pathway; positive regulation of kinase activity; multicellular organism development. The record is from RefSeq and is a predicted model, not a curated record. Gene Ontology annotation, cellular component: signaling receptor complex; membrane.
UUUAUCGAUUGUCGUCGUGGGACGAGAUACGAGAGAGAGAGACGUGGUGGAUUCGAGAGUGCGGGGAUCUUGCGUUGCGACAGAAUCAAUUCCGUGCGGUCCAACAACGCGUGUUGCCCACCAAGCCGUUGUGUUUCCCAUCAGGAUCAAUCCGGGAUGGGUACAGUGUCGCUACCCACUUACGAGACCCGUCCUCCUCCCAGCUGAUGGUGUUUUCGGUGAGCGUGCAUCGCGAGAGAGAGCGGAAAAGGGUGGUUCGCUGUUGGGGUGACAGAUGCGAGAGGUCGCCGCGGAGAAAGUAUGUGAUCGGUUGAUGGAACGUGGUUAUUAAAACGUGUGAUCCCUUGUUUGUGUAUGUGUGUGGGUAUAUAUGUGCGUAUGUGUGUGCGCGUGUAUACACGGAACAGGACUCGCUUCGGAAGCUGAUUGGCCUGGAAGUUGCUUGUCCCAAUGUGGCAAGGAUCGAAGGGGGAAUCGCGAUUGGCCGACGAAUGAUCGAAACGCGACAGAAUUGUUAUUGUCGACCCUGGAUUGAGGGAUUGAAAGGAGGUGAUCGACGAUCGAGGAUACCUAAGGGCUGCUAAUGCUACGGAUGAACGGAUGAACUGUUGGAAACUAUGCUGGCAUAUUGUACGACAUCGCAUUGGAUCGAAGGAUAUAUCGAGCGGUUACACGAGGAAAGCGCGGAGUAAUGAUCAGUGAUACGCGGUCCGAGGUGUUGACCGCGAAUUUCAAACAGGCGAGUCGCACCGUGUAUGACUGGCGGCGUAAAUUCGCCUUAAGCGGUAACCUAUUGUUGAGAAUUUUUCUUGGCCUUUGUUAUAUCACGGGUACAAAUUGCGAUUGGAAAGAGAGAAUGUCGCGUGGGACCAACAACAACAUGCAGAUCACGAACCGAUUGUCUCAGCUCGGUUAUUGCGAUCUGGAAGAGACCUGCGAUUGGUCGUGGAAUCAAUUGGACAGUUUCAAGAAAACCAGCCCAUCCUUGCGAAAUAAAUUGGGGCCUAACGUGGAUGCCAGUAAUUCUACAGAGGGACAUUUCUUAUGGUUUACUGGCUACGGGAAACCUCAAAUGUGGUCCGGUAAAAUCCCUCCAACUGGAUCACGUUGCAUAUUAGAAUUAGCUCUAUACCAAGUUGAAAUGAGUAAUGGUAUUAUCAAGUUACUCAUAAUUACAAACAAUACAAGUUGGAUUGCCGCGGAGAAGCAAGGAAAUAAUCAUACAAAAUGGGAGAUAAUGCGUUUUACAAUAGGUACUAUCACUCAAUCACAUUCGUUACUUAUAGAGAUGUUAGUACCCUAUUCUAAUUCUAGCAUCGCUAUUGAUAAUGUUCGCCUAAUCGAAUGUUUUCCGGAAUCAACAGCGGUGGAGAUAAAGAACUGCACGAAAGACAUGUACCGCUGUAAGAAUGGCUCGUGUUUAAACAGAACACGUGUCUGUGACCUAACAAAAGACUGUGCCGAGGGUGAAGACGAGGAGGACGACUGCGACAAAAUACCGGAGAACGCGAGAUGCAAUUUCGAGCAUGGAUGGUGUGGAUGGAAAAACGUACCGGGAAGACCUUUAAACUGGACCCUCCAUCAUGGCGCAACACCGUCCGAGAAAACUGGACCUAGUUACGAUCAUACAUACCGCAAUGCGUCCGGGACAUACGCAUAUGUAAGUAUGUCACCAAAAGUAGAAUAUGGUAGCCAUGGUACUAUUGAAAGUCCAUUGUACAAUCCUACACCACCUUAUAAUGGUGAUCCACAAAGUCCUUAUCAUAAGUCGUGUCAAGUACGGUUUUUUUAUCAUCAAUAUGGUGCAAACAGCGGUUCGCUUGGAUUAUAUUUAGUUCAAGAAAAACCACAUCAACCCCAUUACGAAAGAUUAUGGUGGUCUUAUCUUAGUGGUGAUAGAAGUGACGUUUGGUACAAUCAAGCUGUUUCUUUACCUGAUAUCAAAUACAGAUAUUUUCUUCAAUUUGAGGCAAGCAGAGGAUAUUAUUCAAAAGCUGAUGUAGCGAUUGAUGAUUUUUCCUUGAGUCCAGAAUGUUUUGGCAUUGGAGUUCCUCCUGAAGUCGUGGGAGAUUUCAAUUAUUCUAAUCCCGUCAUUGAUUCGGAAAAAAUCCCUCGUCAACACACAGACUUUGUUAACGAAACUGUUAUACAUAUUACCACAUGUGGAAAUACAGGAAGAACAGGUCCCAAUUCUGAGCAAUGUAACGAAGAAUACAAUAGAACAGACAUAGAAUUAGUUACACUUUCACCAAAAGAAGAUUCCCUUUCUUUCAAUUUAAGUGGUAUUCAACGAUGGAUAGCACCUCGUGGUGGAUAUUAUACUUUAAUUGGAAUGGGCGCCCGUGGAGGAAAAGGUUCUAGCGGUAUGGGAACCACAUUGGGUGCACUUGUCCGUGGUGUAAUCGAAUUAGAAAAGGGUGAUCAACUGUAUUUCAUGGUGGGGCAAGCAGGAAUGGAUGCGUGUCCUAAAAACUUGGGACAAAAAUUAAAUAGUUGUCAAGGCUCUACAUCAUAUGGGUCUUCCUUAGGAACUUCCAAAGUAGAUGAAGUAAGAAAGAUUAAGAUAAAAGAUGGUGGAGGUGGUGGUGGUGGUGCAACGUAUAUUUUUCAGUUAAAAAGCAAUGGAGAACAACAUCCCAUACUUAUCGCAGGAGGUGGAGGUGGUUUAGGAUUAGGACAAUUUAUUGACAAUGGCCAUCAACAUGGUCGAGGACCUGCUCCUCCUGGAAGACAACCUACUUCGGGUACAGUUCUUUCAUCACAAGCAGAUAGCCCAGGCGGCCCAGGUGGAGGAUUGAACGAGUCAUCGCGUACGGGUCAACGAACUACAGCAGGUGCGCCCCUUGUUAGGGGUGGCGUAGGCGGAAUUGGUUGCGGACCUAAGAAUCAGAGCCACGGAAACGGAGGAUUCGGCGGCGGCGGUGGUGGAUGUCUUGCUGGAGGUGGUGGAGGUGGCUACAUAGGUGGUAAUACUGGUCACAAGGAACUUAGUAACGGUGAAGGUGGUUACUCCUACGCCAGCAAUGAGCUUAUGUACGUUCACUUCCUGUCAGGAAUAAAUCAUGGGCCAGGAGAAGUUUACAUUAUUCCUGCUAUCAGUGGUUGUGGUUGUGACUUCCGUUGCAUCUCUCUCAAUCAGUAUCUUAGCGAGACAAAGUGUCUCUGUCCUCCAGGCUGGUUAUUGAGUAAUAAUUCAAGAUCUUGUCUUUCCGAUGACAAUGUUUCAGACGAUUCAAAAGUUACGCAUCAACCAUUCAUGAUACCCCUUAUAGUUGUAAGCAUUGGCCUACUCUUUGCUUUCACCGCUCUCUGCCUACUACUUUAUAAUCGUUACCAAAAUCGAAAGGCGCUUAUACAACGGCGACAAGUAAUGUUUGGUAACGGAACUGAAUUAACGUCGCUGCAAGCUGUUUCCGACACUAUAAUGACUGAAUUCAAUCCGAACUACGAGUUCGCUGGAAAUCUUUAUAGUUUUAAAGACUUGACGCAAAUCCCACGCGAAUGUAUAACUUUGAUAAGACCGCUUGGUCAAGGAGCUUUUGGCGAAGUUUUUCAAGGUGUGUAUAGAUAUAGACGGAAUCAAGAACAGCCUGUCGCUGUGAAGGCAAUCCCUUCUUCGUCUAGGCCUCAGACAGAAGCAGAUUUCAUGAUGGAAGCUCUGAUAAUGAGCAAAUUUAAUCAUCCCAAUAUCGUACAUUUUAUUGGAGUUUCUUUCGAGAGAAAUCCAAAGUAUAUCGUGUUAGAAUUGCUUGCUGGAGGGAAUUUGAAGAACUUUCUUCGAGAAGAAAGACCACGCGCGGAUCGGCCCACUUCGUUGAGGAUGCAGGAUUUGAUAAUGUGCGGAUUUGACGUAGCGAACGGUUGCAAAUAUAUGGAAGAGGCCCGAUUUAUUCAUCGAGAUAUCGCCGCGAGAAAUUGUUUGCUCACGUCUAAGGGAUCCGGUCGUAUAGUGAAAAUUGCGGAUUUCGGGAUGGCAAAGGAUAUUUACAGGAGCGAUUAUUAUAGAAAAGGGGGCAAGGCGAUGUUACCGAUUAAAUGGAUGCCACCAGAAAGUUUUCUAGAUGGAAUAUUCACUACGAAAACUGAUGUUUGGGCAUUUGGCGUGUUACUAUGGGAAAUUAUGUCUUUCGGUUACAUACCUUACACUGGUUGUACUAAUAGAGAAGCUAUGACAAUGGUAACGUUAGGGGGUCGUUUAGAAAAACCUGCAGGAUGUCCUGAUCCUAUUUAUGGAUUAAUGACACGAUGUUGGCAUCCACGCCCUGAAGACAGGCCUAGUUUUGCAACUAUUGUCGAGAGAAUUGGUUAUUGUUUACAGGAUCCUGAUGUGAUAAAUCAUCCAACUCCCAAUUUUGAUAUUUUGCCAAUCUGCGAUCGUGAAGUGACGAUAAUGAGACCUGAUCCGGAAACAGAAUGUAUCAAUGUGCAGUCAGAACUGGAUGCAUGUGGAUACAUGCAACCCAGAAUUAUCGAUUCGCGAUCAGCUAGUCAACGCAUGGCUCAAGCUAUUGCGAGCAAUAAUCCUAAUCUCAGAAACGAAAAUCCAAAUCGAAUGAAUUCGAACGAAAGAAAUAAUAUGCAAGGACGAUUUCAAUCAAUUCCAUAUGGCACUAAUACAGAUUCUGAACAAAUCUUGGGUGGAAACGCGAGUCGCGAAGAUUUUAAUGAUGAAAAUGUUCAUUCAGAGAACAAACAUAAGGCCGAUAAUUUAAAUUGCGAGGAGAAAAGCGUACAUCGAAUUUCGACGGACAUCGAAAAUAGGUUAAGGAACACGGACAAUGGUAACAAUCGUGCAUCAAAUAUCGAAAAUCGUCGAAAUAGUACGGUUGAUAUUACGGAUGUAGACAGGAGGAAUGGCAAUGAAAGCAUAACUACCACUGAGACUAAUUCUGAUUCUUUGAUCGUUGCUUCUUCGGACACACCGCCUGAUACGAUCAAUUCCUCACCGAACACACGUAGUCGAUCUCCUAGUCACACUGGCCUAAAUACGAGCGCCACUAAUGUUAAUGGAAUGUUAAAGAAAAACGCCCUAAAGGCUGCGCUCAGUUUGGAUCCUAGUGCUCUGUGUCGUGGCACGAUACCGUACGAAAAAAUAGCAUUUUCGCCACCACCACAGCGUUCAAGUACCCCUGGCAGCAUGGAAAUCAAGAAGUGAAACGAUUCGAGUGCACAGGAUUAGCAUACCACACUCGUGAUAUUCGAUGUCGUGUCUUUUUUAUUUCCAAAGAAUCCAGCGAUGCUUAUCCCUGAAAUUCAUUUAAUCGCAGUUCUAUGUAUGAUGGAACUAUCGUCUCUUUGUUCUUCACACGAAGGAUCUUCUGGGUCACGAGCUACCAAAGGAAGAGGAAUGCUUUUGCUGAGAUUUGUACAAAGGGGAGUAACAGAACUCCCCGAUAGUCAAUGUUACAAUGCAUUUGACUAAAUCAUUGCGACGUUCUGCAAUUGUAAACGCAGUUUCUAUUGUUAUGCGUUUCAAGGAAUCAUCGUCAUUUUUGUGGAUACGAAAUGAAGAAUAUUCGCGUCGUAUGUAUUCCGAAGAAACGUUAUUAUAAGUGGAAAUUUCGAUUCUUGAACAAGUGAAUUGGUAUCAUUUUUUCAUUCCCUUUUGUUUUUCUUUGUUUUUGAAUGCAUUGAAAAAAGUUAUUUUCAUCCAUAUACCAGAGGGAAGACUUUAAUUGAGUUUAUUAAAUGGACGGUCACGCAUUCUCCAUUAUGACACAUAUUAAGGGAAUACAUCAGAAGUUUUUAAAAAAUAAGAGAAUUUUUUUUUUUUAAUUUAUUUUUUUAAUCGUAGUUUAGGUAAUAUAUUUUAGUUUAAUAAAUAAAAAAGUUUUCUUAUAUUUUAAUUUAUUUUUUAGAAGCUUCAAGGUGAAUUCUUCUCAUCAUAUGGCGAGACGAACGAAAAUAAUCAUCGAUAAAAUUUAUUUAUAGUAGCAUAUAUCGAAUAUAAGGAAUUGCAAAACAAAAAUGAAACAUUAUGAGCUUGAGAUCGUCCAUUAUUAAAUUCAUUUCAUUAUUAAAUUCCAUUACUAAAUCCUUUUUCUCAAAACUCGCGAACACGAAUACUUAUAAUAACAUACACACUUGCGCGCGUAAAGUUGUAUACGUAUCUACAUAUUACAUGUAAAAGAAUUUAAAAAAAAUAGAAAAAAGAAAGAAUUAGAAAAAAUGAAAGGUACUAUCGUGAUGUUCAACAUACGUACGUAUAAGAAAAAAAAAAAAAAAUAAAAAAAAUAAAAAAAAAAUAAAAAAAAA